This is a messenger RNA of Drosophila willistoni, 1071 nucleotides long. It is a transcript of the gene GstD11, whose product is annotated as glutathione S-transferase D7. The transcript has 3 exons. Lineage: Eukaryota; Metazoa; Arthropoda; Insecta; Diptera; Drosophilidae. The record is from RefSeq and is a predicted model, not a curated record. Gene Ontology annotation, molecular function: glutathione transferase activity. Bases 314 to 985 code for a protein of 223 amino acids. Gene Ontology annotation, biological process: glutathione metabolic process.
AAAAUUGGAACAGGCAGACAGCGACAACGGAUACAAGAACGGAGACGGCCAUACAAAAACGUUGACAAGUUAAAAAGAGUUGAUUAUUAUAUCACAAUUACCACUGAAUAUAUCUAGAAACACACACACACACUCACACACACACCUGUAUAUAUAUAUAAAUCUGUGUAACGUAAGACCAGCAUCCCAAUCGAAGCCAAGUCGUCGACCACAUUGCCCGACAUUUGACGGCACACUGGGGAAUUGCAUAGACAUCGAGAACUCGGUGGCGGUGGUGCAGCACAAGCUAGUGCAUAAGAUUGUCGGUGGUAAAAUGUCCACACGAGUUCUAUACUAUUUACCCCCGAGCCCGCCAUGCCGGAGUAUUUUGCUGCUGGCCAAGAUGUUGGGCCUGGAGUUUGAGCUAAAAAUUGUCAAUAUACUGGAGGGAGAGCAAUUGAAACCGAAUUUUGUGGCCAUGAACCCACAACACUGUGUGCCAACGAUGAACGACGAGGGACUGGUGCUCUGGGAAUCGCGUGCCAUAUUAUCCUAUCUGGUGUCUGCCUAUGGAAAGAGUGAUGAACUCUAUCCCACAGAUAUACGAGUGCGAGCCUUGGUGGAUCAGCGUAUGCAGUUUGAUCUUGGCACACUAUAUAUGCGUCUCACCGAAUACUAUUUCCCCACCAUGUUUAUUGGGGCUCCCCUCGACGAGGGCAAACGCGCCAAACUGUCCGAAGCUGUGGGAUGGUUCAACUCAAUUAUGGAUGGACGUCAAUUUGCGGCUGCCGAGCAUUUUACAAUCGCCGAUCUAACAUUAUUGGUAACCGUUUCACAAUUGGAGGCCUUCGAGUUUGAAUUGCAACCGUAUAAACAUGUCCGUCAGUGGCUUGAACGCUGCAAGGAGCACAUGGAGCCCUUUGAUUAUGAGGAACUAAAUGCAAGUAAGGCCAAUUUGUUGGCUGACAUGUUUAAGGCCAAGAUGAAUCAGUCGGGUGGUGCUUAAAAAUGGUGCUUAAAUGCUUAGUUACAGUUACUAGAAAUGUGUUUAGGUUAAGAAUUGUGUUAGUGUUGUAUGUAAUAAAUAAAAAU